Molecule: messenger RNA, 2967 nt
Organism: Aspergillus niger
Lineage: Eukaryota; Fungi; Ascomycota; Eurotiomycetes; Eurotiales; Aspergillaceae
Exons: 1
Biological process (GO): DNA integration
Molecular function (GO): nucleic acid binding
Source: RefSeq, a predicted model, not a curated record
UGCUUUUCGUCAGGACAAAAGUACCCUGACCUAGCGCUAGCGGCAGUGGACCCCCUACUCUUGCACCGGCGAUACGGGCACGCAGGAUUCCGCCGAAUCGCUACCACUGCAAAGGAUCAUCAAAUUGAACUCGAACACAGGGACACCCUAGAGUGCGAAGCAUGCUCGCUAGGCAAGGCCACACGCCUCGUUUCAAGGGACCCAAUCCCAAAGACUAAUGAUCCAACACAGCUCUGGCAUGCAGACAUCCAAAAGGUGACCCCGAUUGGUCAUGGCGGAUUCAACUACUUUCUACUCAUGGUCAACAACGCUACUCGCUUAGUGAGGACGGCCAUGCUUAAACACAAAGAUGACGCCUCCGACGAGCUGAUCAGGAUGAAUAUGGAACACAAGAAUAUGGUCGGCCGAUACGUGGCCACCUGGCACCUAGAUGGUGGCCGCGAGUUCAACCGCUUUAGGAAAUGGGCGAAUCAUGCAGAGCGAGGCAUUCAAAUCAAAAUAUCACCUCCUCGAACACCCGAAGCCAACGGCCUAGCUGAACGAUACGGCGGCUUGCUCAACCGAAUGAGCAGGGUCAUGAUACUAGAUGCUGGCCUCCCUGCUCACCUCUGGCCGUACGCUGUACGCCUCUCAGCGCAGAUCCUGAAUCGCCUCGUCCCCUACCACAGCGCUGUCAGGAAGACCCCCGUGUUCCUAUACAGAUCCCACUACAACCUCCCGAAUCCUAACGCGUCACUAGACUUCCUACGCGUAUUCGGAUGUCGUGCCUACCAACACAUUCCCGCAGGAAGAUCGAGUCGCAUCCCAGAAAAUGGGACCUCGUGCAAAAGUCGGAUACUUCGUCGGUUUCGAUGGGGGACAACGGACACGUUUACUACGUGUGGGAUCCUAUAUCUGAUAAAAUUAAACGAUCACGAGACGUUAAAUUCAACGAAGAUCGAACCUACAAGGAUGACAAGGAGGAUCCCGGUGGAGUUCCUACACGCGAACCUGACCCUAAAGGACCAACACCAGCUGGCCCAGGUGCCGCGCUCAAGUUAGACAACGCGUUCCUGCACCAAACAACCAAUAUAUCANGAUAACACGAGGGCCCUGAUUGAGCAACCGGACCCUGAAGAAGACGUCAUCCGAGGCAGAAUCCACACCAUAUCUGCCUCCGCAGAGCCUCCACCUACACGCUCGAUCGAGAAUGCCACAGAAUACGAGGCAUCCUCAACGAAAUACGCCGCGCAGGACUACCGCCUGCCGGACCCUACUGAGCCAGAAGAACAACCCAUACUGAGGCGCUCCGCAAGGACCACUAAAGGCAAAUCAUCAACAUGGCCAGAUUACCAACAACUGGCCACGGUUGACCGGGUGACCCUACCCCACCUCAAACAACACGAAGUGGUCGUUCCGAACACCUACAGCGAAGCGAUGAAGUCCCCGCUGGCACCAUACUGGAAAGAUGCUAUGGAUACACAGAUCGAUAAGAUACAGAAUAUGGGCACCUACGAGAUCGUGAACCGACCUCCAACCGCUCGCGCAAUCCCAGGCAAGUGGGUGUACGACCUCAAGGUCAACACUGACGGAUUCGUCACCCAAUUCCGUGCUAGAUGGGUAGUCUGCGGCAACCGCCAGAUACCAGGCAUCGAUUACGACGAAUCGUUCGCUCCUGUCGCCAGCGAAGCGGCCCUGAAGCUAUUCAUGACGAACGUCGCUAUAAAAGAUCUUGAAUGGGAACAAUGUGAUAUAGUAUCUGCUUAUCUACACGCGCAGAUACAGGGCAAACGCGUGUUCAUGAAACAACCUACCGGAUACCAUGAAGGACCACCGGAUCAGGUGUGCCUAUUAAAGAUGGCCCUCUACGGCCUCCGCCAGGCGGCCCACCUCUGGCACCAAACGUUUGACGAAACACUUAAAAGAAUCGGUUUCGAACCACUGAGGGAGGAUCCCUGCGUAUACAAAAAGGGUGAUAUCUGGUUGAUUAUUUAUGUUGACGACUCCGCUAUCGCUGGCCCCAGGAAGGAAGACCUAGCCGAGGUCAAACAACACCUAAACAAGGCAUUUGGCCUGAAGGAAAUGGGGGAACCAAAGGUUCUACUAGGAUGCAACGUUCAACGUGACUACCAAGCAGGCACGAUAUCACUAUCCCAACCAACGUACGUGGAGGAGUGCCUCAAUGCAGCGAACCUAGGAUCCUGCACCCCCUCCGCCAUUCCGAUGACCGUUGCCUACAAAAAGUCAGAUCGCUCGAAUAUGACUACCGAAAACGUCAACCUAGCCGAAUAUCAAAGCCUUGUAGGGCGUUUGAACUGGCUAACCACAAAGACCCGCCCCGAUAUACGUCAUGCAACGUUUAGACUUCAAAGGCGCAUGAACACUCCCACUACGGCCGACGCUAAAGCAUUGAAAAUUGUAUACAGAUAUCUGAAAAGGUCCAUCCCGUACGGGAUCACCCUCGCCACUGACCAUACCAAAGGCAUCGAAGUCUUCGUAGAUGCCGCCCACGCUGACCACGAAGACGGCAAAUCAACGGAGGGAUACGUCAUCUUCUACGCUGGCGGCCCAAUCAGCUGGUCAUCCAGGAAGCAAUCGCUAGUUGCACCGUCAUCUACGGUAGCAGAAUACUGCGCGUUUGACUCCGCCGCCAAAGAAGCCUUGUAUAUAAAGAAAUUGGUUGAAGCGUUUGACCUCAAGGCCUCCGUUGACGGCAGGAUACCCUUGUACACCGACGCCGCCAACUCCCUACGGAUCCUGAACCACGGAGGCUACACCAGGUCCACUAGAUGGCUCGAUAAUCGUUACCUAUUCGUAGCCGAUCUGAUCACGAAGAACGCUAUCACCAUUCAACACAUCCCAGGGACCACCAACCCGGCGGACGGCCUCACCAAGCCGCUUGAUAACGAAUCGUUCAAAGCGUUCAGGCACCUCCUCGGAAUGACCCCCAUCUCCUCCCCGAACCUGCAUCCAGGGAACACCGGUUGA